Lineus longissimus is the source of this 3967-nucleotide messenger RNA. Its product is annotated as acyl-CoA synthetase short-chain family member 3, mitochondrial-like. The transcript has 14 exons. The record is from RefSeq and is a predicted model, not a curated record. Gene Ontology annotation, cellular component: mitochondrial matrix. NCBI's taxonomy places the organism in Eukaryota, Metazoa, Nemertea, Pilidiophora, Heteronemertea, Lineidae. Gene Ontology annotation, molecular function: propionate-CoA ligase activity. The coding region runs from base 117 to 2246 and encodes 709 amino acids.
CCUGUGUAAUCCUGGGUGAGACGGUAUUUAUAUCUAUUUAGGUCAGUUAUUAUUGCUGCAAAGUAGGGCACAUUUAUCUGUUAUCAUACUGCUAGCUGGUCGAUCAGGCAGUAGACAUGUCUACACUCAAGGCCACCGUUUUACUUCGUAAUUUUCGGUACCCCAGAAUACUUUCGGGGUGGAGACAAAAACUUUCGAGACCAGUUGCUGGUUGUGCUAUUCACACCAGUGACAAGGAUUCGUGCAGUAUCCCUCAGUCACAUCCUGACGGUGAGGCUUCAUUGCGCCAGUAUGGUGGAGCAUUCAAGAGUGCCAGAGACAGACCUGAGGAGUUCUGGGGCGAGUGUGCUGAGGGGAUUACCUGGACAAGGAGGUGGGACAAGGUCUUGGACGCUUCAAACCCUGUCUUUCCCAAAUGGUUUCCUGGGGGAGAACUAAGUGUGUGCUACAAUGCAGUAGAUCGCCAUGUAGACAAUGAUUUAGGGGAUGAGGUUGCUAUUAUUUAUGACAGUCCUGUCACUGGUGCUAAGAGAACUUACACGUACAGAGAGGUUCAGUAUGAGAUUUCCCGCCUUGCCGCAGUCCUGGUCAAACAUGGUGUUAAGAAAGGAGAUCGCGUCUUAAUCUACAUGCCGAUGAUCCCACAGGCAAUGUUCGCGCAGCUAGCAACGGCCCGUAUUGGUGCUAUUCACUCCUUAGUGUUUGGGGGCUUUGCCUCCAAGGAGCUGUCGACAAGGAUCAACCAUGCAGAGCCCAAAGUCAUCUUAAGCGCAAGUUGUGGCGUGGAGCCAACAAGAAAAAUCCCAUAUAAACCUUUGUUGGAUGAGGCGAUCAGAUUAAGUCAUCAUAAACCACACAAGUGUAUCAUAUACAACAGGGUUGGCUUAGAAACGGCCACAUUGAAGCCAGGGUUGGAUUUAGAUUACGAGGAUGAAAUGGCAACUGUUCAUCCGCAUGACUGUGUUCCUGUGCCAGCGAUGCACCCACUCUAUCUCCUGUAUACCUCCGGCACCACCGGUAUACCCAAGGCCGUCGUCCGUCCGUCCGGUGGUCAUGCUGUUGUGCUUAACUGGUCAAUGUGGAACCUUUAUGGCCUGAAACCAAGAGAGGUUUGGUGGGCAGCAUCAGAUUUAGGUUGGGUUGUUGGUCAUUCCUACAUCACCUAUGGUCCCCUACUCGGAUGUAACCCAACGGUGAUGUUUGAGGGUAAACCAGUCGGAACCCCGGACCCAGGCACGUUCUUCCGAGUGAUCAGUGAGCACAAUGUGUCAGCUCUGUUUGUUGCCCCGACGGCCCUGCGAGCGAUCAGACGUGAGGAUCCAAGCUGUGAAUACGCCAAGCAGUUUGGUUGGCCCAAUGAUCACAGCACUGUGACGGCCUCUGGUCCGGAGCAAUUCAGGUACCUUUAUGUAGCGGGUGAGCACUGUGACCAUGAGACGAUGGACUGGGCCAAGGCCGUCUUUAACACACCUGUGCUCGACAAUUGGUGGCAGACAGAGACUGGUUCUGCGAUCACUGCCACGUGUGUCGGACUGGGCAAUGACCUGUUUCCAAUCUCGGGUGUCUCGGGCAAGCCGGUGCCUGGUUGGGAUGUAAAGGUUUUAAAGAAGGACAUGACAGAAGCACGACCUGGUGAACUAGGAAGUAUAGUGGUGAAGCAACCUCUCCCCCCAGGGUCUCUCUCAACACUGUGGAAUAAUGAUGAGAGAUUUGAACACCUCUACUUUGAGAACUUUCCUGGUUACUAUGACACGAUGGAUGCCGGCACCGUUGACAGCAAUGGCUAUAUCUCCGUCAUGUCUCGUGCUGAUGAUGUCAUAAACGUAGCUGGUCAUCGUCUGUCGACGGGAGCACUGGAAGAAGCCAUCUUGGAACACAAUGAUUUGGCGGAGUGUGCUGUCGUUGGUAUACCAGAUAAACUCAAGGGACAUGUUCCACUUGGGCUGUGCGUCAUCAAACAAGGAGUCGACAAGCCACAUGACCAACUGAUUAAGGAGCUGAUUCAGAUCGUAAGAGAUAACAUCGGCCCGGUCGCCAGCUUCAAAGUUGCCGCCAUCGUCAAGAAGAUCCCAAAGACGCGGUCAGGAAAGAUACCAAGAAAUACAAUCGCUGCCAUGGCUGCUGGGCAGGAAUUUCAGAUUCCUGUCACGAUUGAAGAUGCCAGCGUUUACACCGACAUAAAGCGUGCUUUAUCUGAGCUCGGAUUCAAUCCAUCAGAUCCCGGAGAAAAACCAAAAACAAGUUGAAGAGGUCAUAAUCGGGGAUAAGAAGGGUGUUGAUGUUCUUGUUCAGAAAGGAUGGAUUUUGCAUUUUUGUACUGCGAGCAUUACAGUUCAGAAAGGUGUGUCCACUGAGACAUUUUUAGCUCUAUGAACAAUACUGGGCGUGUUGCUUUUCCUUUUUAUAAAGAUAUAGCAUUGGUGCUGGUGUCGCAGGUGAUGUUUAGCCAUGACAGAUGUAAACUAUGCAAAGUAUUAGCUCAUCAAUGUCUGACACCAGUUCAGCAAGUUAAUUCUGAGAUGAUUUCAGGUUUUGCUAAUUUUAUAUUCUGCCAUUGCAGAUCUUGAUGAAUGAAGACAAAGCUUCCAAAUACAAACGUUAUAUACAUGUAUAAAUAUUUUUGAUGACUGAGAUUUCGGAUUUUGCGAGAAUGCUAACCCAAGUUAAUGGUCAUCAUCUGUGUCCUUGUUUUGUACAAAUUGCAAUCUUUUUGCAUGUCAGUUCUUCAAUGCACUAAAACAAUGUACAUUGAAUGUUUACUUACAAUUUUGGGCUGAAAAUGUUGCUUUACCACAUGCGCCCAACAUCAAGUCUCUGACGACAUGCACAGCACCUUUCAAUAGCAACAUUUUGGCCUAAUGACAAACAGGCAUAUUCUGUGAUAAUUUUUUGAGUGUGUUGAAGAAUUGGGGUGCAAAAAUAAUACCGGAGAGAUAUUAUUGGUCAAUUUGGCCAAAAUGUUUUAUCACAGAAAAUAAGAUUGUAGACGCCUUUUAAAGCAGAGCUACCAUUGACAAAGAUUCUCUUUGUGUAUAUAUAUAUAUAUAUUGCUUCUUUUUUUUAAAAGAAAAUCUACAAAUUGUGUGCAUAUUUUGAAUAUUUCAAACGUGUAUAAAAGGAAUUUGCUCAAACUGGCUUUUUAGUUAGUUGUGGUGGAGUUAUUAGGCAGCUCAGCCAGGAGAACAGGUAUGCUUGUUGUAUUAUUAUACUCUGUCAUCCUAAACAGUGUCCACAAACGUUUAUUAUUAAAGAAUGAAAUUUUAAUGGUCUAUUACUUAAUCAUCAUGCAAUUUUGCAUAUUUCUUAGCAGUUUUAUGUUUUUUUGGUGAGAACUAAGAGUGUAGUUGUAAGUUGUAAGUUGUAGGUUCUCUCAUUUUCCUCCAAGUUGAAUCCAAGACGACCACUUUUAGUCUGGUGAACACUUGUUAUUUAGGCAAAAAUUCCUUUUUCUUAUAAAAUUUUCUUGAAGUUUGAAAAAUUGCCGCUAAUUUUGCUGCUGACCACAAAAUUUCAUUUUUGAUGACUUUUGGUCGCUAGUGGAAUAAGUAGCGGUAUUUGUUGAGUUUCAUGCUUGUUGCUUCGAGUUUGGCACUUGCAAUCAUAGUCUAAAGGCAUUUUGAAAUAUCCAUAUGUACAGAAAGACAAGCUUCUUUGUCCCUUCAAAAUCUUGAAAUUGAACUUGAAUUUGAAAUUCCCAUUUUGUUAAAAUGUAUUGAAUGUGUAAAUUUCAACAAUGUUAAAAUGUAUUAUCAGAUUUCUUCUGCAUGUAUCAAUUCAUAUUAUCUUGAAGAGAUCUUGAACAUAAGUUUGUUACAUCAUUUGAACUGUCUUCCUUUUGUGAUAAGCUCGAGUAUGUGAACUGAGACCUAAAGUGUACUUUUGAAUAUUUUCACAUGAUUUUACACAUGAUGCAAUAGUAAUUGUUAAUAAUAAUCAUAUUACUUAAUAAUAGAGUUUUUAAAUUGGC